AUGUUUAGCUCACAACCACCAGAGCAAUUUUCCCAGUGCAGCAUAGAUGAUCUUGAGACUUUACUUUUGGAUAAUGUUGGACAUUGUCUCUUUAACCAACCAACAAAGGUACAUUGUGAAAUAUCCGCUAUCUUCAAUGUUUCCUUCUUACUUUUCAGUAUGCAUUUACAUGAUAAGCAACAGUAACAGGCAAUUAAUAGUCUUGGUAUUAACAUCUUAUAGAGCGGAAGAUAUCGAUGGUGAUUAAUUAUAAGUUCAAAAAUGUUUCCACUCAUAGGAACAUGACAAGUAAACUACAUCUACAGAUAAUUGCGAGAUUCCUACGAAUUUUAUAUAUUCCUUUAUUCCAGUUUGCAACAGACGCAGCCUGUGGCAAUGGUUUUGUGGAGGAUGGAGAGGAAUGUGACUGUGGUACACAAGAGGUGACUGAAAAAAUUAACUUUUCCUAGCCAUGUUUCCCAAAGAUAGACAAACCAGAAAACAUCGUUUGCUAGUCAUGUUUUCCAAAGGUGGGAAACCACUCGAACCAGGAAACAUUGUUUCAUGGACAUGUUUCCCAUAGAUGCAGAAAACAGGUAACAUUGUUUCAUAGACAUUUUCCCAGUGAUGGAAAUCAAGAAACAUAUGGCUUCCUAUCAACGUUUUCUGGAAGUGGAAAAUGUCUUUUUCGAAGUGGAUGUUCACCCAAAGUACAAUUCCAGUACAAUAUUUUCAAUUUUUCAGGACUGUGUGCGUGCUAACAAUACUUGCUGUAAUUAUACUUCGUGUACGCUGUAUGAAAAAGCCCAAUGUGCUGACGGAGUUUGCUGUAGUGACUGCCAGGUAUGGAAUGAAUAUACUGUUGUAUGCAGCAACUUGAAAUGAAUGAUCUUGUAUUAGAAAAGGAAUAAUAUGGCAUCAAACCUGUGAAAACUUAAUUUGUAUCCUUAUCUUUAUUAAGCAACAUAAAAAUUUUGGUCUUGACUCUAGCCUUAACUGCGAAGUGACCGUCUUCAAAUUUGGUUAAUUGAUUGAUUUUUUUCAGUUUAUCUCUGGAGGUACAGUUUGUCGUGAAGCUGUAAACUCGUGCGAUGUUCCGGAGUAUUGUAAUGGGACAAGUGAAGUGGUGAGUGUCAUAAGUUCAUAAUUUAUUAUAUACUACAUAAUGAGAUGGAUGAGUAAGAUAUUUUUCAUAUCUUCAUAACUUCCCGACAAUUUCCCACCAAUUGCAUUGUUUACAAGUUGUUAUUUUGCAGCAGGAAUGGCGAGGUUUGUGAAAGUGUUGAACGAAGUUUUUAAAAGUCGUUUAGCGAGGAGGAAAACGUUUUAUGAUAUGGUUUUCAUUGAUUUUUUCGUCACCGAGAGCGAAAGUAGGAAAAUUGAGGGAGCUAAUCGUUUUAUAGUUUUGCUAGUAUGAAUGCUGCAGUAAACAUACUUAUAAAACAACAUGUAUAUAACGUGUGCUCUGAGUGGUGGAAACCCGUGUUUGGAUCAGGCCAUCCAAACACGGAAAUUUAAAGUGAAAGCUUUUUAAAGUGAAAUUUUAACACGGAAAGUUGUUAUUAAAUUUUUAUAUAACAAUUACUUUAUGGAUGGCCUGAUCCAAAAACUUGGAAAUGCUGCUCGAGUUAAGAAGAGCGCGCAAAAUCACUCGCCUUCUGCUCGUGUUUCGCGCUUUUCUUAACUCUUGCAACAUUCUCGCGUGUUUGGAUCAGGCCUGAUCAUCAGGCCAUCCAAGCACGGAAACCAUAAAGUAAUUGUAUGUUACGUUUCGAACUUGAGUUGCUUUAACUUUCGUCUUUGUUUACAACUAUCUAAUUAAAAGGACUUCAUAAAAAUCUUGUUUUCACCACUAGUUUUCACCUACCUAGAGGUAGUGUGACACGGAUCGAACAAUUUUGAACAGCAAUUCGAAAUGCAAGUUGUUGCUGAGCCGGUCAAUAUAACAUAAUUUACAUUGCGAUAUUGUUCUGUUAACCGUAAAAUCGCAUUAAAUGUUUAUCAUUAUACGUAGUCCGUAACGUAGUAUAUAGCGAUGGUAACUUGUUGUUUUCAAUCGUAUCCAGUCACUUGGUGAAAAAUUAAUUUAAAAUCUGAAUGCCCCGAUCACUGGCCGCAACCGUAAACCCAAGGUGUUUGGUUUAACGUACCUGCACUAGAUUUCAACUCUUUGUAACAUUUCAGUGUCCUGCUAAUCUGGUAACGGUGAAUGGCAUAUCCUGUGGUAAUAAUCAG
Paramuricea clavata is the source of this 2214-nucleotide messenger RNA. The record is from the annotation of a GenBank genome assembly. NCBI's taxonomy places the organism in Eukaryota, Metazoa, Cnidaria, Anthozoa, Malacalcyonacea, Plexauridae.